This is a messenger RNA of Penaeus indicus, 966 nucleotides long. RefSeq lists its product as uncharacterized. Bases 31 to 654 code for a protein of 207 amino acids. The transcript has 6 exons. The record is from RefSeq and is a predicted model, not a curated record. Lineage: Eukaryota; Metazoa; Arthropoda; Malacostraca; Decapoda; Penaeidae. Gene Ontology annotation, molecular function: ferric iron binding.
GUCGAGGCGCCUGUGGAGAGGUGGAACAAGAUGCGGAUACUGUUCAUCAACAUCUACGUGGCGGUUGUGGCUUUGGUGACCCUCCGUGCACAGUCAUCAGAGGCAAAUGAACGUCAACAAUCAAAUGGAGAUCAACAUUUCCUAGAGACAGCAGAUGGGAAGAAAAUGCUAAACCUUAUGAACAAACAACUGCAAGAUUCACUGACUUAUCUGUAUACCAGUAAGCAGUAUGACAGCCAGUACUGGGAGCGCCCAGGUAUGGCAAAAUACCUGAAGGAACUGAGUGAUAAGGAAUGGGAAGAAGGACUCGACACAUUGAAGAAGUACAUGCAACGUGGAGGAAAGAUUGGAGACUUCAGAAGCCAAAUGAAAGUAGAGGCUAAGGGUCAGUUUCGUUCCCCCAACAAUGAAAUUCAGAACGACGAUAUGCCGGAGAGUUUGAAAAAGAUCCAUAAAGAUUCUUCGAGGAAAUUUAAUAUGAGAAACAGGCUCAUGAAGAAAGCUUGCACCAAAGACGCAGAGAUCUGCCAUUUCCUUGAGGAGGGUCUUGCCAAAGAGGCCGAAAGGAUGUACGAAAUGAAGAGCUACCAGACCAUUGCAACGGGUCUGAUGUCCUCAGGCGUGGGGCUCAGUCUGUUUGACGCUAGCUUGUAAAUUUGCCACUUGUCUUUCGAUAUUUUAGUUGGUUAUGGAUUCCUUUGUUGUGAGUCGUUCAAGUUUCUCUAAUGUGACUUCUAGCGAAAGCACAAUGAUAUUCAGGCUGUGUGAUUCGAUUUUUUUUUCACUCGAUAGCGCAUUCUUCUUGCUUUUACUGUUUACUUUCAUAACGGAUGAAUGUGUCAGUUAUAUUAUUAUCCCACAACUUAUGUAUGUAGAACACACUUAAACUCUGUUUAAGAACAGUUAUCAUUAAUUUUGAUGAUAAACGACAUGUAAUACCAGCCUUCAAUAAAAUGACAGAAGCGA